GGCACUUCCGUGUCAUCGAGAGACCGAAUUCGGAAACGGAAGCGUGCAGAAGCGAUUAAUAACGCAUGGUGAUUGGUCACUCGUCACCUCUCGUCGCGCCGUACACCCCGCAGCAGCCAACGAAGGAGCGCACCCAGGCAGCAAUUUGGCGCGACAUAUCCGGUUGUAGGCAUCAGAGGAAGUAUUUUUCUAAUUGCGCCAGACUGAGGAACAUCGCUCGGCGUCGCGACGUUUCGCGGCGCAGAUCAGGCAGUGUAAAUUUAAUUGCCCGUCGUCGGCCGCGCGCGAUUAUCCUCGCGUUCCUCGACGUGCCACGACCUGUCGCGCUUGAUAGGCGGAUCUUCGCAAACGCGAACGGUUGAUGUUUCGAUUCCGGUAGUUCCGGCCGAGUGCGGCAGCAGCUAAGGCGACCACGGGGAACGCACGCACGCGGAGUAGCGAUCGUACGCGCGUGUACGCGGUGUGUGUGGCGUGUCGUACGCGGCCGUGUGUGCGCGACAGAUAACUAUUUUUUUAAACCCGUCCCGAGCCCGGUCCGCGGUGUCGGAGCAGCGCGCGGUGCGUCGUGCGGCGUGUCUCGCGUGUCCGCAGUAUCCCAGGAUAAUACCCGCUAGCCGUUGUGGGCCGGCUGCUGUGCCGAAACAACUGAUUAACAUGGCGAACACCAUAGCACCAGACUCGUGGGAACAGCAGGCGGACAGCAACGGCGACAUCGUCGGCCCGCCGCAGGACGAGCAGGACGAGCAGGACGAGUCGUCGAUCGACAGCUCGUUCUCCACCCUGAACGUCAACGCUGCGGAAUUCGUGCCUUCCUUCUGCAUGAGCUCGACGUCGCAGAACAACACUGCGGCGCCGACCGACAGCAGCCCCUGCAUCGUCAACGCCACCGAGAUGAAUACCGUAACCACCAGCACCGUCACCACCACCACCUCCAUGCCCGUCGAGCUACAUCAUGAAAAUUCUACUCCCGUUGUCCCAUCAGAUCCAAUUGGCAGUCGAGUUGAGGAACCUCCUGCUGGGGGAGGGGCUCCACCGCCGAAUGUCAACGAUCAAUUAAAUACCAGCCCAGAGCACCAGCCUGCAGAUUCUUGGGAAGAAGCAGCCGUAGAUGGUGAUCCUUUGCUCACGCCUGAGAAUGAAGAGGCUGAUAACGACGAAGACGAGGAGCUGGUUGUUAAAGUACCUAAAAAGAAACCUGUCAAAGUAGCGGAAGAUACCAAAAGCAAAAAGGAACAUGUUAACGUUGUUUUUAUAGGACAUGUGGACGCUGGGAAAUCAACGAUUGGAGGCCAAAUCAUGGCGCUUACAGGGAUGGUCGACAAACGCACGUUGGAGAAGUACGAGCGGGAAGCGAAGGAAAGAAGUCGGGAAACAUGGUACUUAAGUUGGGCGCUGGACACGAAUCAGGAGGAGAGGGAGAAGGGAAAGACCGUGGAAGUGGGUAGAGCUUACUUCGAAACAGAACGAAAGCACUUUACGAUAUUAGACGCACCCGGCCAUAAAAGCUUCGUACCCAACAUGAUCGGCGGAGCGGCGCAAGCCGAUCUGGCGGUCCUUGUUAUCUCGGCGAGGAAAGGCGAAUUCGAGACGGGCUUCGACAGAGGGGGUCAAACGAGGGAACACGCUAUGCUCGCCAAAACCGCAGGCGUCAAACAUUUGGUUGUAUUAGUAAAUAAGAUGGAUGACCCUACGGUUGAGUGGGACGAGGGACGAUACAAUGAAUGCAGGGAUAAGAUACUGCCAUAUCUACGUAAAUUAGGAUUCAAUCCUGCGAAAGACCUUACGUUCAUGCCGGUUUCCGGUCAGCUCGGUAUCGGCCUGAAGGAUCCGAUACCCGAACAUCUUUGUAACUGGUACAGCGGCCCACCGUUCAUACCCUUCAUCGAUUCACUUCCCUCGCUCAAUCGUAAGAGUAACGGGCCUUUUAUCAUGCCGAUCGUCGACAAGUACAAGGACAUGGGGACCGUUGUUAUGGGCAAGGUCGAGGCGGGAGAAGCCAAAAAAGGACAGUCGUUACUUGUUAUGCCAAAUAGGACGGCAGUGACAGUGGACCAGCUGUGGUCGGACGACGAGGAGGUGACGUCCGUCGGGCCCGGGGAGAAUGUGAAGAUCAAGCUGAAGGGCAUCGAAGAGGAAGACGUUAGUCCGGGAUUCGUUCUGUGCGACAGCAACAACCCUAUCAAAACCGGCAAGGUCUUCGACGCGCAGGUCGUAAUAUUAGAACACAAAAGUAUCAUCUGCGCGGGGUACAGCGCCGUGAUGCACAUUCACUGCGCCGCGGAGGAAGUCACGGUGAAGGCGCUGAUCUGCCUGGUGGACAAGAAGACGGGCGAUAAAAGCAAAACGAGGCCAAGGUUCGUCAAGCAAGACCAGGUGGCUAUAAUGAGAAUCGAGUGCGCGGGCGUCAUAUGUCUCGAAAGAUUCAAGUUGUUCCAACAAAUGGGUCGCUUCACUCUUAGGGAUGAAAAUAAAACUAUCGCAAUCGGCAAGGUGCUGAAGGUGGUCGAGUAAAAAGGAAACUUGCUUAAGUGUUACGACAGAUUAAUAAUAAACAAAAAAAAAUGAUCAUUAUUUCAAUGUGACAAAUAUAUGACGAUGCAAGAGC
Molecule: messenger RNA, 2605 nt
Organism: Ooceraea biroi (clonal raider ant)
Lineage: Eukaryota; Metazoa; Arthropoda; Insecta; Hymenoptera; Formicidae
Gene: eRF3
Product: eukaryotic translation release factor 3
Molecular function (GO): GTP binding; GTPase activity
Source: RefSeq, a predicted model, not a curated record